UAGGAAUAGAUAAAGAUAUAUAUAUACAUAUACUUUUUAGUAUUUUUAAAUUGUUACUUUAUCAUUUCAUUAAAAAAUACGUUUUAAUUAUGAAUUGUGAUUUUUAUGAUAAAUCUAAAGAUAUAAUUCAGUGAAAAGUGUUGGAUAUAUAAAUAAAGACAUUGUUGUUGAUACAUGAAGUGCAUUCUAACCUAUAAUUUUACAAGGAUGUGUAGAUAUUUAUUAUAAAAUACGUUCGAAUAUUCAUAAAUGAUGACAAUUAUUAUAUUUUGAUGAUACAUUGAGUGAUAUAUAUAUAUAUAUUCGUAUUUACUGCCCACUCAAAAUUAUUUAUGUUUCUUUAUAUCAGGAAACCUCUAUAGGGGAGAGAUUGAAACGAUGAAGAUAAAUUAUAUUCAGUUGCCUGUAAAAAUACAUUACUUCUUCUUCAUGGGAGCCAUGGGUCCUAUACUUCCUUUCUUACCGGUAUAUGGUAAACAACUUGGUGUUUCACCUUUAGUUAUGGGUAGCGUUACCGCGGUACUUCCAAUUUUAUUUCUCAUUGCCAAACCAAUAUUUGGUUUCUUAGUGGAUUAUUUUUAUAACUGGAGGAAAUCGAUAUUUGUUGCAUUAUUAACAUUAACAAGUGGUUGUUAUAUAUGUAUAUAUUUUGUACCAGCAAUAUCGAAUGAAGUUUCAAUCAAUUACAAUGAUAUUUCAUGUUCGUCGUUAUAUGAUUGCGAGUUUUAUGAUGUAACAAUGUUGAAUUGCGUAAAGAAGAAAAAUGCAACGUGUCGGUGGAUAUGCGACAAUGAAAAUAACAAUUCGUCUUUCGUACGAAUGAAUAUAGAGGAAUCAUCGAACGCGUUUUGUUUCAUCGAUGUAACAAGAGUCAAUAAUUGUGCAAUAAAUAAUAAUAAUAAUAAUAAUAAUAAUAAUAAUAAUAAUAAUUGUACGAAAACAAGUCUGGUUUUAGAAGAUAAUUAUAAUUUGUAUAUAUCUAUGACAUUUUGGAGUUUUGUACUUUUAAUGUCGCUUGGUAACAUAGGUUUCAACAUUUCAAAUUGUAUUAGCGAUGCAAUUUGUUUCGAUGUAUUAGGAGAAGGCGGUCAAAUGGGAUAUGGCAGACAACGUGUUUGGGGUACUAUAGGUUUUGGUAUUUCUGCUUUUUUAGCCGGUUAUGCCGUAGAUCUAUGGUCUGAGGGAAAAACUAUAAAGACAUAUACGCCCGCUUUUAUACUCGUUUUUAUUUUUACCUCUGUCGACUUACUAUGUUGUACGAAAUUAAAGUUACCUAUUAUGUCAGGAUCUACAAACAUCAUGAAAGACGUUUAUAAUCUAUUGAAGUCGAAACCAAUAUUUAUAUUUUUAUGUUUUGCCACACUCGCCGGUAUUCUUGACAGCUUCAUGAUUUACUUUUUGUUUUGGUACUUAGAGGAUCUUUCAAAGGCUACAGAUUAUAUGUACAAUAUUAAAUUAAUAGAAGGACUGAUUGUAGCGGCUCAAACAUUAGGUGGCGAAGUGAUAUUCUUUUCGUUAUCUGGGAAAAUAUUGAAAAAAAUUGGAUACGGAUACAGUUUUGCAUUUUGCUUAUUGUGUUACGCUAUACGACUUACACUAAUAUCUUUGGCAUCAACACCUUGGUGGGUCGUACUUAUUGAGUUCUUUAUGCAAGGUCCAACAUAUGCACUUUGUUAUACAACUAUAGUUGCAUAUGCGAGCGCAGUAUCCCCUCCAGGAACAUCAGCCACUGUUCAAGGAAUUGUCGCUGGAAUGGAUGAUGGUUUAGGUUACGCAAUCGGUAGUUUAUUUGGUGGAAUUUUGUACAAAGAAAUGGGAGGUGUGAUUACUUUACAAAUUUUUGCUGCGAUAGCCAUGUUAUCCGCGUUAAUCUACAUAUUUUUACAUAUUACUUAUCUAAAACACAUGACGCCAGAUACUCGAAAAGAAAUUGAAUGGAAAUCACCGGAGGAUGCAAAUAUGGAAUGUAUUGUUGCUGAGAAAUAAUAGUAUCAUAACAUUUUUUUAAAAUAUAUUUACAAUAAAUAUAUAGAUAUGUGUAUAUACAUAUACUCUGACAAUAUUUGUUCGUAAUAACAAGAUUGUAACAAGGAUAUAUUAUUUUUUUAUACCUCAAGAAACGAUAAAUAUUUUUUACGAUAAUUACAAUAAACUAAAGCGAGUAUACGCAUGUACGUAAUAAAAAUAAUAAAUAAUACAUAACUAUGCAUUACAAUUAUCA
Vespa crabro (European hornet) is the source of this 2221-nucleotide messenger RNA. Its product is annotated as major facilitator superfamily domain-containing protein 6. The coding region runs from base 379 to 1986 and encodes 535 amino acids. The transcript has 10 exons. NCBI's taxonomy places the organism in Eukaryota, Metazoa, Arthropoda, Insecta, Hymenoptera, Vespidae. The record is from RefSeq and is a predicted model, not a curated record. Gene Ontology annotation, cellular component: membrane. Gene Ontology annotation, molecular function: transmembrane transporter activity.